UUCGAUAUGUCAUUAUAAGAAAGAAAGAAGUCACGCAAAUUUUUCUAAUUUAUCCAAAUCGUCGAAUAUGUUGCACCUUUGUGACUUCCUUUGGCAUUUGCAGAACUUCGUGGUUCGGCAAUCAAGUCAGAGCGACACGAUGGCCCUAUCUGUGCGGCUACCACCAGGAAAGGGACCGUACAUCGAGCACUACCUGAUUCAAGCCAACAAGGGGAAGUUGAGCUUGGAGACCAGCGAGAACAGGUUCGACAACAUCCCCUCGCUGAUCGCCCACUAUUCUCAUGAUGAAUUGCCAGUCCAAUUGACACUGCCAAGGGCGAUGCGCGAGGCCAAGAAUAGGCAACAGCUCUCCUCUUUGGCUCUUCUGGGUCAGGAAUUCUGGAGAUACCCGAUGGCGAAUCCUAAACCACCGGAGAGCAGCAGCAGCAACACGUCUAGCUUGAGCAGUUUCCGGGGUGGAAGCUCAUCGCCUAUAGGCGCCUUGACGACGACAACGUUUGCGUCGUCGCUGCCUCGACAACCUCGGCCAACGCCACCGAACACCUUGAAUCUGACAACCUUCAACGAGCCUCUGGAUCUGAAGAAAGAGAAAAUCUCGCCAAGCGACAAGCUAUCUCAAAAGCUGAUUUCCCCAAACUUGGUCCAAAGCGUUCGUUGUCCUUCGCCCGUGGUGCACAACGUGGAGAGUAACGUUCUGAGUCCCGUUCAAGAUACGAAAGUCAGCUUCGAGUCGAAAACCACGGCAGAAACGUCGAAAUCAACGGUGGUCGAAUUAUCCAGGACUAGAUUCUCCUCUGUCAGCACUUCCAUGACGAAUUUCCAUCAGAACGUGUCGACGUUUAAUAAUCUCUCUUGUACAACGUCACCUGUGCUACCUGAGAUCAGGAAUAUCAUAACAGAGAAUCAUACUGCCGGGCAGAACGUAAAGACACCGCCUCCGCCACCUCCGAGAUGGGCGAAACCUGGGAUUGGAAUUGGACAGAAUCAGAGUAAUUUCAACGUCACUACCACUGUCACAUUCAGUGUAAAUCACAUCAGUGAUGUUGGGAGUUCGCAGAACACUCCAUCGGAUCCGAAUACCUCUCUGCUAAGUCCACAGAGCGCCACAUCGAACAAAUCUCUGAUAUCAAACUUCUCCGUCAAGUCUCCCUUAUCACCAACAACGCCAGUACUCUCCCCGAUGUCGAAACUAGUCCCAAACAUAGGCUCGAAGAUGCCCAACGUUCUCUCGCCGACUACACCAUCGAGUACCAGCAAAUCGAAACGAAGACGAGACCGAGAAGCGCGAAAGAACUCGCAACACUAUCAAGAAUCCGACAUUUUGGAAUCGUACUAUCGAAGCUCGCCUGGGGACAAGAUUUCGGACUACGAGGACAUUUGGAACACUACUGAUCAAUCGAACCAUUCCACCUGGUCACCGAAUGAUAAACUAGCGAGGAACGACGGACCAACGAACCAUCAAGAUCGAUUGAGGAAUUCGAACGAUCGACUGAUGGUGCCAGAUAGAGUUAUAAAUCCAUGUUCAGAGAGGAAUUUCAACGAACGACUGCCAGCGAACGAGCAGCUGAUAGUGAGGAACGACAGAAUGAUCGUGAGGAACGACAAGUCAAUUGGAAACGAGAAGUUGAGUUACAAGGAGAUGACCAGUCCUGAGUUCAGCAGCUUCAAGCCUGUUCAGGAGGUGAAGCCUGUGGAACAGAGCAAUGCAGGCAGCGCAAAUUCUUUAAACAGUCCCAGCACGGUGACGCCUCCAAGGAACAAACUGGGCCUGAUGCUGGCAAAGUCAGAGAGCAAUAGUCCCCUGACACCAGAGUCGAAGCAGGGUAGCCCCUUUUACGCGGAACCAGCGGACGCGAUCGCGCAAAACGCUGCAAUAAUACCGAGAAGACGACCCAGAAAUAAUCCAGCGACGAACAAAUAUCGGCACAGUGAACCAGGGUGGCUGCAAACGCCAGUAGGUGCGAAUUCGAAUCAGCUACACCCGAUCGAUUGGGAGGAAUCGGAAGAAACGGAAGAUAAGACGCCUCUGAUCUCCUCCUCCGUUGAUAAUCUGGCCAAGAGGCUCGGCACCAAAGAGACGAAGAAAAUUCCACGUGCCAAGCCAGUACAACCACCAAAGAUCAGGACAAAGGUGUUCAAUGACACAUCCUGGGCUGUUGACUCCAGCUGGGAGUUUAUCGAUUUGCUUUCUCUUCGAACGAUGGAUAGGUCGACAGAAGUAACGAUAACGACUUUUGAUAAUGCUUGUCCAGGCAACGAAGGUGACGAUUGCGAACCAGACUACGACUGUGAUGCGGAUUACGAGGGCGACAACGUGGCCAGAAAAUUUCCGGACGAGGAGUGCGACAGAGAUGUUGUUGGGAACACUUUGACCGUUCAGAGUAUCAUCCUCCAACGGUACCCAGAGUUGUUGAAGCCGCCGGACACGUCGGAGUCACUGUACAGCGACAGGAACUCCUCGUACGAUAACGUCGAGAAGAGGAACGAAAGGGAGGAAGCUGGAGACACCAGGAAGGACCAAACCUACGACUCUUCCGAAUGGGAGACGCCAUUGGAGACAGACGAAAGCGACGUGGAGAGAAUGAAGAGGAACAAGAGCUUUAAGGAACCUCCUCCAAGGUUGCAAGCCCUCAGGAACCGCGAUAACACGGGCACAGGCUCCACCAUAAGGUCGUACGCCCUUCAACUGGCUGCCGACAAGACCACCACCUUCUCGCAGAAUAUCGAUAAUUUCAUUCAGUGCACGAAGGAAGGGAAAGAAGCUAGUCCGCACGUGGUUAUGAGGAACAUAAGACAGUUCAUGUCCGGGAUGAAGAACUACCUGGUGAAACACGGCGAGAGGGAGUUCGAGAAGGAAGUGGAGAAAGAAAGGAUAAAGCUGAAGCCGAAUGAAUUUUUGAACUUGGACGCGAUUUUGGAGGGCGUGAUGAUGAGCCUGGUAGUGAGGCCGCUCAGGGAACAUGUUUACAGACUGUUUAUCGAACAUUACGUGGCCACUGGCUCGUUGCAAACUCUCGCCGAGAACAUCCAGCACGCCCAAGGGAAACAUAUUCAGGAUCUCGGUGUUCGACCAAAGAUCAUACCCCCAUCGGAAGCCAGUUUAGAGCUGAUCCUCAAGUACAUCGAUCGACUUCAAAAGGCGGAUUCACCUCUGGAUAAGUUGGAGAACCUUCUCGGAGCCAUUUCGGCGAUCUUCAAUUCUGUGAAACACGCAAAUUCCGGUAAACACGUAACGCUGGGCGCCGACGACCUUCUUCCUCUUCUAGUUUGGGUGUUGGUUCGUGGCAAGGUUGUGGCCGCUGAGGUGGAGGCUGAGUACAUGUGGGGUCUGCUUCAUCCCUCUCUUCUCACUGGCGAAGGGGGAUAUUAUCUGACGACCUUGUCGAGCGCAGUUCACGUUUUGAAGAUGUUCAAGUCCAGCCAGGGAACGAUGUCCACUUUAAACGGUUGUGGAACACCAGACUGUUCAUCCGUACUACGAAUCUUAGUACCAGAUGAACUGCACGGAUCCCUGAACACCAGAACGUUGCCUGUACGACCAAAUAUGAACACCAGAGAGAUUUGUCGCAUCCUCGCACAUAAGAUCAGGUGCACUAACCCCCAGGACUAUGGAUUGUUUAAACUGAAACCUUACUCGGUGACCACGAAUGUCCACAAGAGCUCUCUCACUGCCUUUUCGCUUACAAGCGGAUUGACGCGAAGAUCGCCUGGCCGAAGACCAGUUCUUAAUCUUAGGACGAACGACGAAACUAACGAGUUUGAAGCAUCUGUUCUUUGCUCUUGUUAGUUUUAUUGCUAGCAACGUGUUUUCCUUCCGAUCGCCACAUUCUUCGCACUCUUACACAUAGCGGAUUCGCAAUAAACUACUGAAUUGUUUUCUAAUCUCGAGCACAAAAACCUCUUCGGUAACUCUUAGGAUAUAUAUAUUUCAACACUGCCAGAUGUAGACAGCUUUUGAUUGACGUGAAAAGAACAAAAGAAAAGGAAAAAAAAAAAAGUUCCCUUGAAAGCGACCAAAGUUUAAUUUAAGAGAAACGAUUAUUAAAUCUUGUAUUCUUUUAUUCGUAAAUCGUGUUAACACUAUGAGGAUCGGUGUAGCGUCGUGCAAUUUUUAGUAAUCGUUUAGUAAUCGGUGACGUGACUGUGGCGUCAUGUAAGUUUCAGCAUUUAAUGGUCUAUGACGAUGCAAUAUAUUAUAUAGCGUCAAGUGAUUUUUUAACGGUUGUAAAUUAUUUUAACGAAAUGUGCUGGCUGUUUGUGAAAAUCAUUCCUGACUGGCUGCCGGUCGUUGUAGUGUUAAUCUACAUCUAUAUUCUCUUAUAUAUCCGAUGUUUGAAAUUACUACGAUCGUCAAUAAUUUUUAUUGGUCGCUUUUUAACACGUUGACUGCCGCGCAAAAAUUUAUUUGUCGUUUUACCUAUGGAGUAUUUAAUUUUUCUAAAAUAAUAUAUUACGAUAACAGUGCAAUGGAAGUGCUUUUUUUUCAUUUUAUGGUAUGCAUCAUUUAUAAUAUUUUUUCUAGUGAUGUUCAUCAUCAUUCUAAAAUUAAUGAUCAUCGUGGUGAUCAUCGUGGCAGCCAAUGUAUUAACAGGCAGGUGCUGGAGCAUCGAAUCGGCUGAAUGGGAUGAUCGAUUAUCGGCACUGAACAAAUUUCCGCCGAACGACCGCUUCUUAUUCGCGAACAAAACGAGAUGAAGGAUCGUGUAUUACUCAGUAUUCUGAUAUUUUGCGAAAUAAUAACACUUCGAUAAUAAAGCUAUCGAUUAAGUCUCGUCGACGAAGUAGAUUUCGAAUUGGAGAAAUUGGAGCAUUCUUCAAUCUCGAAAUCUACGUUCCACGAGAGAACAAUAUACGUUUUUUAUGGGAUGAAGUCGCUGAAACAGAGCAACCAAAUAUCUCUGUAAUAUUUCCUUAGGUAGAUGAAAUUAUUCAAUUCCCUUCUUCAAAAAUUUGACGUAUUUUAAAUUUCAAGUAUUUUUAAACAAUUGACGAUGCCAUUUUGACACUAGGACUCUACAUCAUUACAAUUUAAAUGAUGACGAUUAAAAUAAGUAGAUCUAUGCAAUCAGUGUCAGUGUUUAAACAGAAAUCAAUAUUACAUUAAAUCUUGAAAUUAAACCUGAAAUUCAUCGUAUUGACAGGUUCGAUGGUUCUGGUGUUAAUAUUUAUAUUCGUUUGUAUAUUUUUCAUUCUGUUCUACGUUUUAACAACGUUAUGAAAAGAUCAAUUUUCAUCUCGAAUGAAUUGUUUAUACACGUGCAAAGGAGAUCAGAGAGAUAUCUUGGAUGAACUUUGUUAGGGGUGAUUCAAGCCUAAAGUAUAACCGAAUAAAAAUCAUCAGGGGUGGGAACAUCCCUCUCGAUUACAAAUUUAAUAUUAGACUUAGGAGCACGAAAGGCUAGUUUAGACUCUAUUUUAAGUACUUUCUCGACGAGACGUUGGCGGAUUAUAACAAGCAAUCUGUACUUUUAAGCGGACGUCGUAUAUUUAUUGGGAAGUUGUACACAAUAUUUUACUAUCAUCAUUCGUCGGAUGUUUCCUUUUUUGUGUCGCGUGUGUGUACAAGCGCGCGUGUCGCUUCUUCCUUUCUCCGAAUCUGCCAGGCUGAUUUGCUCACCUAAAUAUUAUUAUAAAAGG
Heterotrigona itama is the source of this 5637-nucleotide messenger RNA. NCBI's taxonomy places the organism in Eukaryota, Metazoa, Arthropoda, Insecta, Hymenoptera, Apidae. The record is from the annotation of a GenBank genome assembly.